AUGAGGCUUUCCUCCGUACUGGCGCUGGCCUUUUUGGGCAACGCGCUAUCUUUGGGAACCAGUCACUCACCGUCGCGUCUUCAUAUUCAGAUGCCAAAUGAUCCAGCAAAGCGAGCAUUACUGCAGAAUAUAGUAACGUGGGAUCAACACUCACUAUUCAUAAAUGGAGAGCGAAUCAUGUUUUUCAGUGGAGAAGUCCAUCCGUUCAGAUUGCCAGUAGCCUCACUUUACUUGGAUGUCUUUCAGAAGAUUAAGGCCAUGGGAUUCAAUUGUGUGAGCUUCUACACAAUGUGGGCUUUGCUUGAACCUAAGCAGGGAGAGUUCAGAGCCGAGGGCGUGUUUGAUUUGGUGCCGUUUUUUGAAGCUGCUUCUGAGGCUGGCCUUUAUCUUCUGGCUGUCCGUGUAAUCACAUGAAGAAUACUGUUGCAUUUGCUGACUUCUUCACAGAGACCGGGGCCUUAUAUCAAUGCAGAGGUUACUGGGGGUGGAUAUCCAGGUUGGUUGCAACGAAUUACUGGAAGGUUACGAACCUCCGACGCAGAUUACCUUGCAGCCACAGACAAGUAAAACACUCAUUUGAUAAGGAAAAGUGCUACAGAACUAACAUCUUGUGAAGUUAUAUGGCACAUAUCGGUAAGAUAAUUGCGAAGUAUCAGAUUACUGAAGGUGGACCCAUUAUUUUGUGGCAGCCCGAAAAUGAAUAUAGUCGAUCUGGCUACAUCACACCUUUUCCUCAAAAAGAUUAUAUGCAAUAUGUAGAAGACCAAGCUAGGAAUGCCGGAAUAGUGGUUCCUUUCAUCUCCAAUGAUGUGAAUCCUCUGGGCUACUUUGCCCCAGGAACUGGACUGGGUGAGGUCGACAUUUAUGUGAGUGGUUCAGAUGAGCUCAUAAAAUAAAGCUAUCUACUGAUAUUCACAGGGCUACGAUGGAUACCCUCUAAGGUUUGACUGUGUAGGUUCAUUCCUCAAUACUAUGGUAAAUAACCCCUGAUUAAUCUUCUAGUCAAAUCCAUCAGUGUGGCCAGCGAACUUCCUACCAACAACUUGGCGAUUAUUGCACUUGAAGCAGUCACCGAACACCCCUAACGCGGUUGUUGAAGUGAGUUAUCCAGCAAAACCCUUUGAGAAUGAAAACUAAAUCUGUGAAAGUUUCAAGCUGGUUCUUUCGAUCCGUGGGGUGGGCCUGGAUUCGAGAAGUGCACGCAGCUCUUAGGAUAUGAGUUUGAACGGGUUUUCUACAAGAAUCUGUACUCUGCUGGAACUACCUUUCUGAAUCUUGUAAGCCGAGUUGUACCCGUCGAAAUCCGGAGAAGACGGAUCAAUCUGAGUAGCGAGCUAACCAUGAUUUCUUAUAGUAUAUGGUACAUUCCCCUCGACGAGCGUGAACGAGGAGACACUUGAGAUUACACCACUGAAAACGUCUUUAGAUAUUUGGAGGAACUAACUGGGGAGGUAUCAGUUACCCAGAGGGCUACACAUCAUACGACUAUGGCGCCGCCAUCGAGGAAGAUGGGCGUGCCUUAAACAGAGAAAAGUAUAGCGAACUAAAACUUCAAGCUCAAAUGUUGAAAGUGUCACCUGGGUAUAUCACUGCUACACCCACAGUGAAUUACACGAAUCUUGUAUAUAGCACCACCAAAGAAAUCGCUAUAACUCCACUUUUCGCCUCAAACGGUACCUAUGGAAAUUUCUACGUCGUAAGACACCUGGACUAUGCUUCUCAGGCAUCAACAAACUAUACUAUAAAAUUAUCGACAUCAGUGGGAUCACUCACUGUUCCUCAAAUGGGUGGUUCCUUGACGCUGAAUGGUCGGGAUUCAAAAAUACACGUCAGCGAUUAUUUUGCUGGGAUUAAUGUGCUUUACUCUACUGCUGAAAUCUUCACUUGGAAACAGUUUGACAACAAGGCAGUGUUGAUAGUAUACGGCGAUAACGGAGAAUUACAUGAGAUGGCCUUUAAUACUACGUCGGAACCAGUGGUAGUUGAGGGCGAGGGGGUUGAGGCUCAGUUGAUCGGCGGAAACUGGGUUGUCCAAUGCGUUGCUGACUCAACACGAAAAAUGAUCCAAAUGGGAACGCUCACAGUUUACAUGCUGGGUAAGUUCGCAAGUUCUCACUUUCAAUAGGGUUACUAAUUUGAACAGACCGAAACUCUGCAUAUGAUUAUUGGGUCCCGGAUAUUGGCCCGGCGUAUGGUACCUCGUACCUUAAUCCAGAAUCAGUAAUUAUUAAAGCAGGAUAUCUUGUCAGAAAUGCGUCAAUAUCAGAAGGCUGUCUUUACAUCUCUGCAGAUUUCAACACUUCUACAUCAGUAGAAGUGAUUGGCGCACCUUCAAGAAUUUCAAAGCUCUUCAUUAACGGGGAAGAACAAAGUUACCCGAAAACGGAGAUAACCCUGCCGGCGCUCGACUUAGCUCUUCCAGACCUUUCGGGGCUUGGCUGGAGUUAUGUUGAUUCGUUACCUGAAACCAAAGACGGUUACGAUGAUAGCCUUUGGGUUAUUGCCGAUCAUGCUACUACCCCAAACCCUGCUGGAACGCCUCUUUUGACACCUGUAUCGCUCUACGGGAGUGAUUAUGGUUUCCAUGUGGGUGCUCUAGUCUACCGCGGUUCUUUCACCUCAACUGGUCAAGAGAGCUCUCUCUAUAUCUCGACUCGUGGUGCUUGGGCAUUCGCAUCGUCUGUCUUUCUCAACGGUACUCUCAUUGGUUCUUUCCCGGGCGAAAUGGAGAGCGAAUGGAGUAACGUAACCUAUAGCAUACCAACACUCACAUCAGGAAGUACUUAUAUCCUCACCGUCGUUGUAGACAACAUGGGCCUUGAGGAAGAUACUCCCGGCGCCGAUGACAUGAAAUCCCCACGUGGCAUUAUUGACUACAGUCUCACCUGCCCCAAUAGUACUGCCACAACUAUAUCAUGGAAACUCACGGGAAACCUGGGUGGCGAAGAUUACAUCGACCAAGCUCGUGGACCCCUUAGCGAAGGAGGAUUCUUUGCUGAACGUCAAGGCUACACUGCUCCAGAGCCACCUCUUGAUGUCUUUACACCAGGCAGUCCCUACACCGGCUUCGAAGGAGCAGGAGUAGUCUACUACACCGCGAACUUUUCUCUUGCUCUUCCAAGCGAGGCAUGGGAUAUCCCGCUCUCUUUUGUCUUUCCGAAUACCACAGACGCGAUAGGAUAUCGUGCCCUUUUGUAUGUUAACGGCUGGCAAUUCGGUAGAUAUGUAGCCAAUAUUGGACCACAAACACGAUUUCCAGUUCCGGAGGGGAUUUUGAAUUAUAAAGGUACUAAUUGGGUUGGUUUGGUGUUGUGGGCGUAUGGAGAAGAGGGUGCAAAGGUUGAAGGGUUUACGCUGGAGGCUGGGAUGCCGGUCUUGUCGGGAAGGUCACCUGUUGUACUUGUAGAUUGUCCUAAGUGGUGUGUGAGGGAUGGGGCUUACUAA
Molecule: messenger RNA, 3444 nt
Organism: Hymenoscyphus albidus
Lineage: Eukaryota; Fungi; Ascomycota; Leotiomycetes; Helotiales; Helotiaceae
Source: the annotation of a GenBank genome assembly